This is a messenger RNA of Neofelis nebulosa (Clouded leopard), 1381 nucleotides long. It is a transcript of the gene TRARG1, whose product is annotated as trafficking regulator of GLUT4 (SLC2A4) 1. Gene Ontology annotation, cellular component: membrane. NCBI's taxonomy places the organism in Eukaryota, Metazoa, Chordata, Mammalia, Carnivora, Felidae. The transcript has 3 exons. The coding region runs from base 380 to 913 and encodes 177 amino acids. The record is from RefSeq and is a predicted model, not a curated record.
CUCCUGGACUUAGCCUAAGCCUCACCCGGGAGAGGAGUGUCUUCUGUCUGUUCUUGGAGCUGCUUUCUGUCACUUCCCCGCCCAUCUGUGCUGUCAGCAGCACCGGCAAAGUUGGCCUCAAACUUGAACGGAGCUGAAGGCUCCAGCUUUCCGAAGCUCCGCGGGGGGCAUCAGGCAGGCCUCAGCCUCUGAACUCUGGCUGGCCCAGAGAAGUCGACCCCCGCCCCCCGCCAGGCUCCCGCUGGCCCUUGCUCCUGUGGGCGACCUUUCUGCCCCUGACCCGUGGGCCCCCAGUCUGGGCUGAGGAAUGGUGUGCUGAGGUCCCCCUGGAACUGAUCGUCUCAGUCUGGAGCUGGAGCAACCCAAGGCCCGAGCCGACAUGGCCAAUCCUGCGCAGCCUCAGUUUCCCCCAGCCCGGGAGCCAGGCACUGCCUCACCCACAGACCUGCCGGAGAUGGAGAAACUCCUCACUAAGGUGGAAGGCAAGCACGACAAGCCACUGAAGCUGUCCAAGUCCCUCUCGGGGGCCUUGGACCUGGAGCAGAAUGGCCAUGGCCUGCCCUUCAAGGUGGUGUCCGAGGGGCACCAGGAAGCCGCACUCCCCUGGUCACCCUCUCGAGCCAGCUCUAGGCGGGCAUCCUCCGUUGUCACCACCUCCUCUGCCCAGGACCAAGAAGUCCCCAGAGAUUACCUCAUCCUUGCCAUCACCUCCUGCUUCUGCCCCGUCUGGCCCCUCAACCUCAUCCCCCUCAUCUUUUCUAUCAUGUCUCGAAGUAGUGUGCAACAGGGGGACCUGGAUGGGGCCCGGAGGCUGGGCCGCCUGGCCCGGCUGCUCAGCAUCACCUUCAUCAUCAUGGGAAUCAUCAUCAUCAUUGUGGCCGUGACCGUCAAUUUCGCAGUUCAGAAGAAAUAGAACUAACCAGGGCGCUGUGCUAGCAGGGACGGCCCCCGCCGGCUAGAGGCCUCCACACACCCCCACCACCGCAGGAGAGCAGGACCACGGCUGCCAAGCGCCCACUCUUCCCUGAGCUCCCAAAGCACGGACUUGGAGUCAAGCCCCUAAGUCUCCCCACUGUCAGCCCACAUCAGAUGUGAAAAGCAAGAAGAAGAAAGGAAAUUAAAUUUCCUGUGAAACUGACGAAUAAUGAGGUUUAGUCUCAUGGACACAGCCUGGUAUUUGCCCUCAGUGUUCUGGCUUGUUUCUCGGCCCCACCAUUUCCUGGGAUCUAGCAAGCAGCAUAUUCUGCGUGUUGGAGGAGGAGCCAGUCCCACAAAUGAGAUGGACUGUGGUUGGGAGAGAAGCAGCGCAUUCCCUGCACGUCUGAUGACCGAGAGCCAAGACGUGGGACUUUCUCUUUUGUAUUUUUUGGUGGGGGGGGGG